Molecule: messenger RNA, 1911 nt
Organism: Lodderomyces pseudojiufengensis
Lineage: Eukaryota; Fungi; Ascomycota; Pichiomycetes; Serinales; Debaryomycetaceae
Gene: PTR2
Product: Ptr2p
Exons: 2
Coding region: 1-1911 (636 amino acids)
Biological process (GO): oligopeptide transport; transmembrane transport
Cellular component (GO): membrane
Molecular function (GO): dipeptide transmembrane transporter activity
Source: RefSeq, a predicted model, not a curated record
AUGUCAAAAUCUACAGCUGUUGAACCAUAUUCAACUGAUGAAAAAGUACAAAAUAAAUUGCAUAUAGCUACAGAUGAGGAAUCAAGUAGUGAUUACAAUUAUGAUGAUGAAAAUAAUUAUUUCCCACAAUAUGCUGAUGAAUAUAAUCCAAAAGGAUGGAGAAAACCAACUGAACACGAAGAAAAAACUUUAAGAAGAGUAUUAGGAAAAUUUCAAUAUUCUAUUGCUUUAAUUUGUUUUGUUGAAUUUGCUGAGAGAGCAUCUUAUUAUUCAGUUACUGGGAUUUUAUCAAACUUUAUACAAAGAGAUUUGCCAAAAAACAGCCCCCAUUCAUGGGGAGCGCCACCGUCUAAUGAACCAGAUGCUUCAGCCGGUGCGUUAGGACGUGGAUUGCAAGCUGCUAGUGCUUUAACCAACCUUGUGACCUUCUUGGCUUACGUGGUACCCUUACUAGGCGGCUAUCUUGCUGAUGUAAGUUGGGGUCGCUGGAAGACAAUACAAUGGGGUGUUAUUUUUGGAGGAAUUAGCCAUGUGUUAUUCAUUGUCUCAGCAGCUCCAUCUCUUAUUGAAAAUGGAAAAGCAGGUUUGGCUAUUUGUAUACUUGCAAUCUUCACCUUAGCUUUUGGAUCUGGAUUUAUCAAACCAAAUUUAUUACCAUUGAUGCUUGAUCAAUAUGAAUAUCCAACAGGUGUUAAAAAAUUGAAAAGUGGAGAAGAAGUUAUUGUUGAUCGUGAAAAGACUAUAGAAAGUGUUACUUUGGUAUUUUAUUGGGCUAUUAAUAUUGGUGCAUUUUUCCAAUUAGCUACAUCGUAUUGUGAGAGAAGAAUUGGAUUUUGGUUUGCAUUUUUUAUUCCAUUAAUCUUAUAUUUACUUAUGCCACUUGCUUUUUGGAUUGUUAAACCAAAAUUAAAAUUUGAAAAACCAACUGGAAGAUCAAUCAUCGGAGAAUUUGUCAAAAUUCUCGUUGUUGCCCUUUCAGGUAACUUUAUUAAACGUUUCUUCAACGGUACAUUUUGGGAUUAUGCUAAACCAAGCAAUAUGAAAGCAAGAGGUAGAAAUUAUUUCAAUCCAAAAAAGCAAAGUGCAAUAACUUGGACCGAUCAAGAUGUAUUAGAUGCUAAACAAACAGUUGAUGCUUGUAAGAUUUUCUUCUAUUUCAUAUUUUUCAACUUAGCAGACAGUGGAUUAGGAUCAGCUGAAACUUCAUUAAUUGGUGCUAUGAAAUUAGAUGGUGUUCCAAAUGAUUUGUUUAAUAAUUUCAAUCCAUUAGCUAUUAUUGUUUUGAUUCCAAUUUUAGAUUAUAUUGUUUAUCCACUUUUCAUGAGAUAUAGAAUACCAUACAAUACAAUUGCAAAGAUAGCUACUGGUUUCAUUAUUGCUGCGAUGUCACAAGUAGCAGGAGCUGUCUUACAACAUCAAGUUUAUCAACAAUCACCAUGUGGAAACCAUUCUACUAAUUGUCCUGAACCGGCUCCAAUUACUGCAUGGAAAGCAUCAAGUAUUUUCAUUCUUUCUGGUGCUAGUGAAGUUUUCUGUAUGACUACUAUAUAUGCUUUAGCUUACACAAGAGCAGCUCCAUCAAUGAAAGGUUUAACUAUGGCUUUGUUCUUAUUUACUUCAGCUAUUAGUGCUGCUAUUAGUUUAGCUGUUACAGCUGCAUUGGUUGAUCCAUACUUGGUUAUUGUUUUCGGUGUUAUUGGUGGUGUCUCAUUCCUUGCUGGUAUAAUUGUUUAUAUUCAAUUCUUUAAUUUGGAAAAGACUAUGGCGGAAGAAGAAGCUGAAAGAGAAAGAUAUCUUGAACAAGAAAAAGCUGAAAAGGAAUCUCAUGUUUUAGAAACUGUUUUGGAUCCAAUCAAUAGUAAUAAUACUGCUUUGGAACCUGUUGUAUCAGCUAGAGCAAACUUAAGAUAA